Chrysemys picta bellii (western painted turtle) is the source of this 657-nucleotide messenger RNA. RefSeq names its product small nuclear ribonucleoprotein D3 polypeptide (gene SNRPD3). Gene Ontology annotation, biological process: RNA processing; spliceosomal snRNP assembly. Gene Ontology annotation, molecular function: RNA binding. Lineage: Eukaryota; Metazoa; Chordata; Testudines; Emydidae. The record is from RefSeq and is a predicted model, not a curated record. Gene Ontology annotation, cellular component: U2 snRNP; spliceosomal tri-snRNP complex; precatalytic spliceosome.
GAACCAUAGAGUUGAAAGGAGAGAGGCGCUCGCUCUCUGGGCAGCGAGGCCUUUCCGGAUCCGGUGCGCGGUGCACGCUGGGAUACCGGUGGAGGCCAUUCGAGCGCUAAAGCUGAGCCCACGCUGAGCAGCGACGUGCCUCGCGGAGCGUUUAGAACUGUACUGCUGCAAAGAUGUCCAUCGGAGUGCCAAUUAAAGUGCUGCAUGAGGCAGAGGGCCACAUCGUGACAUGUGAGACCAAUACAGGAGAAGUCUACCGUGGCAAACUCAUUGAGGCCGAGGACAACAUGAACUGCCAGAUGUCCAACAUCACAGUGACAUACAGAGAUGGGCGAGUGGCACAGCUGGAGCAGGUGUACAUUAGGGGUAGCAAGAUACGGUUCCUCAUUUUACCAGAUAUGUUGAAAAAUGCUCCUAUGUUAAAGAGCAUGAAGAAUAAAAACCAGGGUUCUGGGGCCGGACGAGGCAAAGCAGCUAUUCUCAAAGCCCAAGUGGCUGCAAGAGGAAGAGGUCGUGGAAUGGGCCGUGGCAACAUUUUCCAGAAGCGAAGAUAAUUUUGGACUUAACUUACUUUACCUUUUUUUUUUUUAAGGUAUUUAAUUUACUACUGGUGCAGCAGUUAGGGUUCUGUUUAAAUAAAAUCUGUUUCUGACAAAA